Molecule: messenger RNA, 1038 nt
Organism: Mucor velutinosus
Lineage: Eukaryota; Fungi; Mucoromycota; Mucoromycetes; Mucorales; Mucoraceae
Product: protein phosphatase regulator
Exons: 3
Coding region: 1-1038 (345 amino acids)
Biological process (GO): protein transport to vacuole involved in ubiquitin-dependent protein catabolic process via the multivesicular body sorting pathway
Cellular component (GO): endoplasmic reticulum
Molecular function (GO): protein binding
Source: RefSeq, a predicted model, not a curated record
AUGCAGUCAGCCUACACUUGGAUAUUUACAACGGGCAUCAUUGUGUUCUUUGUUGUCAUUAUUGUCUUGCUGUUUUUUACGAGAUCUCCUAUUGAAUUGCCUUUGUCCUUCAAUGGUGAUCUGGAAGACAUCCCAACCGACACUGAGGAGGAUGUGUCGAAUUUAUCAGAGGAUGCCAGACUAAGCUACGAGAGCGCAAAGACCUGGCAAGAGCACCAUCCACCCAACAGCAUCCCAACAGACAUCACACCGCCACAACUGAUCUCCAUCCAAGAGAAGGGUGUCUCGGCCUUUGAGUUUGAGUGGGAAUUGGAGGCAAAUUGCUUUGUGGCUGGUAGAACAGAGAUACAGUUCAUGGAAGGCGAAAAUUGCGUACAAACCAAUCUACCUCUACCAAGAAAUCAAGAAGUCUACUACUGGGAGGCAAAGAUGUACGAUAAACCCGAGUCUACUGUAGUAUCGGUUGGUAUAGCGACAAAACCAUAUCCUAGCUGGAGAUUACCAGGUUGGAAUCGUUACUCUAUCGGUUACUUUUCGAAUAAUGGAAGCAAAUGCUUCAGUUCACCAUUCAACUAUAAGCCCUAUGGAUUGCCUUACAAACAUGGUGAUGUGAUUGGCGUUGGAUAUAGACAUCGUACUGGUUCUGUGUUCUUUACUCGAAAUGGAAGAAAGAUGGAAGAGGCGUAUGCGGGCUUGCGAUGGAAUUUAUUUCCUACGAUUGGUGCAAACGGCCCAUGCCAGAUCCAUGUCAACUUGGGUCAAGCAGGCUUUGUAUUUGUGGAGGCCAAUGUCAAAAAGUGGGGGUUAGCACCUAGCAUGGGCACAUUGGCUCCUCCACCAGCCUAUGGAACAGAAAGAGAUACCGUGUUGUUGGCUAUGGGUACAUCGAGAGAUCAAGAGGAAACGCUGAUUGACAUGAAUGGCACUGCACACACACAUCCACAUCGUCCACCUCCAUAUCAACAUCAUAACACUACCACUAUAACUACACCUAAUAACAAUCAUACCACUACUGAACAAGAAUCAUUACUAGACUGA